CUUUCAAAGCGAAAGCGUUCCGCGGAGUGAGGCGUAGGCGAGCGGCGGCGUUGAGGAUGUCGGGGCUAUCGGACGCGGAGCGUAGCGGGUGUACAAAGUUGCUGUGCAUGUUGUCGAGAGAGGAUUUGUUUGCGCUUAGCGACACAGUCACGAAUAAGAUGAUCGCGGUGGAGAAUAUCGCAGACGCUAUGGAAGCAGUUCUUUCGUACACCAAAGACGCAGAAGAGCUGCUGAAACGGAAGAAAGUGCACCGUGACAUUAUUUUUAAGUACCUGGCCAUGGAGGGCAUUGUGAUGCCCCCACAAAGUGAGAAACACCUGGUGGUGAAAAGAACAUUAGAGUUUUGGUCAGCUGGAAAGAGAGUCAACCAAACCUCAAUAAGGGAGACCGGUGAAACCAGACAGCAGGCUGCAGGCACAGUGUCUGUGCCCACAGAAAUUAAAGGUGAAGACGGCCUUGAUCCAGGAGAUCUUGGCAAGCAGUUCUGUCAGUGGUUCUUCCACCUCUUGAAUAGCCAGAACCCCUCAUUGGGCCAGCUGCCUCAGGACUGGGGACCACAGCACUUCUGGCCGGACGCAGAACUACGCCUUCUUUCAAGCACUGACGGCCAGCAGACGGAGGAGUUCCAGGGUGCCGAGCUGGUGAGCCUGCGUCUCCUAGCCCUGGCGAGGGAUGAGCGUCUCUUCCUCAGCCCCAACCUGCAGCCCCACGGCUUCAAAGCCAUGUCCUCGCCCCACGGCCUGGUGCUGGUGGCCGUGGCCGGUACCAUCCACAGAGACACCGUCUGUCUUGGGGUCUACGAGCAAGCGUUUGGCCUCAUCCGCUCCCCCCUGGACAACAACAGCUGGAAGAUCAAGUUCAUCAAGCUGAAGAUCCGAGCACAGGAUGUCCUGAGCGGGACAGAGGCGGCAUCGCCCUCGCUCACUUAUGACUCCGCCGAACUGCAGCAGCUCUGCAGAUGACGGUAUUGAUGAUGACGGUCACGGAAAACGGACUCAUGGGUGCUCGCUUCUGCACCUAGAGCCGCUGUACAUGUUGGGCGUAACUUGCACUGAUAUUGAUACGUAAACAUCAAAACCCAAACAACUGUGCAACGUGGAGUUGCUUUUCGAUGGGUUUUAUGUUGCAUGGUCCACCUGUCAGUUUACCAUCAGGUAGUAUUCUGGGAGGGUUGCUUUCAGCGCUGACUGACGUUAUCAGUUUUGUGGCCUCACACUGAUAUAUCAUGUUAUCUGUAAAUAUGUUACAUAAAAAGUGCUCUUUGGUGUCCCAUUGAUAAUUACUUCUUUAUUACAAAAAAGUUUGUCCGGAUCACAUACCUUUCAUGGAGUCAGUGAGAAUAGGAGCAAGCUCCAGGCCCACAACGAGGUAUCAAAUGUAUAGCCUUUAUUCAGACAUGCUGGCAGUCGAGUCUGUAAACCAAAGAUUCAAGGCGUGGGGACGUGCGCCUGUUCUGAUGAUUUGGCCCCGUCUUGUGAAAUGACUGCCUACCGUCUUCUGUUUGGGACAAACACUCUGGUGAUGUAAUAGUACUGAUCCUCAGACCCAGUUCUGUUUGGGCAGAAUGGCGAUUUGGGGCUUCUUCUUCUUUUUUCUAGCCAAGUCAGACGAAACGAUGAAACCCCCUUGGUAAAAGUGGGCCUGUGCAAAUCUAUUGUAAAGGCACAUUCGUGCAGGCGCCAGCAGAGGGCAGCAGCGGGCUGAGAGGGAACCUCUUCAUCAGCCUGCUAGGUGAAGACUGCUGCGGACUUUAACGGGUUGGCAGUUUUUACCAGUCUCUGCGGUCCAGAUCCUGCAGAAUAUGCAGGACUGCCACAAAGUGUGACAGCCCCAGCUCCUUCAUAGAUGCGAGGCCUUCAUAUUUAAAAGAAG
Messenger RNA from Lampris incognitus (smalleye Pacific opah), 1872 nucleotides. It is a transcript of the gene c11h3orf38, whose product is annotated as chromosome 11 C3orf38 homolog. Bases 57 to 962 code for a protein of 301 amino acids. The transcript has 4 exons. Lineage: Eukaryota; Metazoa; Chordata; Actinopteri; Lampriformes; Lampridae. The record is from RefSeq and is a predicted model, not a curated record.